CAGUUGGUUUAUUUUUAGCCAGACAAUCAACAUAUUUCUCAACCGGACUGUCACUGCACUUGAACUUGGAAUUUAGUAAGUUGAAGAACUGCACUGUAGAAAAGAAGCAACUACUGCAAAUGGGAAAUUAUAAAUCAAGACCAACUCAAACUUGUACUGAUGAAUGGAAGAAGAAAGUCAGUGAAUCUUAUGUUAUCAUAAUGGAAAGAUUAGAAGAAGACUUGCAAAUCAAGGAAAAUGAGCUUGCAGAACUAAGGCAUAUAUUUAGCUCUGAUGAAGCCUUCAGUGAAGUCAAUUUAAAUUACCGUACUGAAAAUGGGCUCUCUCUACUUCACUUAUGUUGCAUUUGUGGAGGCAACAAGUCACAUAUUCGAACUCUUAUGUUAAAAGGACUCCGCCCAUCUCGACUGACAAGAAAUGGAUUUACAGCCUUGCACUUAGCAGUUUAUAAGGUAUAGCAUUUUACUUCUCAGCUACCCCAAGUAGGAAUCAACAGUGAUUGGCAUCUUUAGGUGUUUUCAUGUUUUUCAAAUAGUAAUAAAGGAAAACUUUCAAAG
Messenger RNA from Ochotona curzoniae (black-lipped pika), 557 nucleotides. RefSeq names its product serine/threonine-protein kinase TNNI3K-like. The record is from RefSeq and is a predicted model, not a curated record. The transcript has 4 exons. Bases 120 to 458 code for a protein of 112 amino acids. NCBI's taxonomy places the organism in Eukaryota, Metazoa, Chordata, Mammalia, Lagomorpha, Ochotonidae.